GGGCGAGCUCCCCGUCAGUUAAGUGGAAGGCGAGCAAACGGGUUGGUUGAUCGCCGUCCUGGCGUGUUGCAUCAGCUCGCCUGCAGUGUGAUGGAGAAGGUGGUGGGACGGUUAGAGGCCAUGGACGUCCAGGGUCAGAGUGAAGUUACACCUGCAAAACAGAAAGGAUCUAAGAAGGCAUGUGUUAAAGAAAGUGGUGAUGCAAAAACUGCAGAGUUGGAUCCGUGGCCAUGUUAUAUCAGUGAACGACUUGAACUGUACAACAAACUCAAAGCAGAAAGUGACUCAAUUCUAGCAGAGCGAGCAAGCAAAGAGAGCAAACAAAUAACAAUCACUCUGCCAGAUGGCAAACAAGUACAAGGAGAGUCCUGGAAAAGCACACCUUACCAGAUUGCCUGUGGCAUCAGUCAGGGUUUGGCAGACAAAGUUGUCGUUGCUAAAGUAAAUGAAGAGGUUUGGGACUUGGAUCGACCUCUGGAAGGAGACUGCAGUCUAACACUACUCUCAUUUGAUGAUGAAGAGGGUCAGGCUGUAUAUUGGCAUUCCAGUGCCCAUAUAUUAGGAGAGGCCAUGGAAAGAAUCUUUGGAGGGUGUCUGUGCUAUGGACCACCUAUUGAAAAUGGAUUUUAUUAUGACAUGUUCUUGGAAGAAGGAGGUGUUUCCAGCAAUGAUUUUCCAGCUUUAGAAAACCUGUGUAAACGUAUAAUGAAGGACAAACAGCCAUUUGAGAGACUUGAAGUGAAGAAAGAGACUCUUCUGGAGAUGUUCAAGUAUAACAAAUUUAAGGUUAGGAUUCUGAAUGAGAAGGUGAAUACGCCAACUACAACAGUAUAUAGAUGUGGACCGUUAAUUGACUUGUGUAGAGGACCUCAUGUCAGACACACUGGAAAAAUAAAGGCCAUGAAGGUUCACAAAAAUUCUUCCACUUACUGGGAAGGAAAAGCUGACAUGGAGACAUUGCAGAGAAUUUAUGGGAUUUCUUUUCCAGAUUCCAAAAUGUUGAAAGAAUGGGAAAAAUUCCAGGAAGAAGCAAAAAACAGAGACCAUAGAAAACUGGGAAGGGAGCAGGAGUUAUUUUUCUUCCAUGAACUGAGCCCAGGAUGCUGUUUCUUCCUUCCAAAAGGAGCUUACAUUUACAACGCAUUGAUUGAUUUCAUUAGGAGUGAAUACAAGAAAAGGGGCUUUACAGAGGUAGUGACUCCCAACAUUUAUAAUAGUAAACUGUGGCAAACUUCAGGACACUGGCAGCACUACAGUGAGAAUAUGUUCAGCUUCGAAGUGGAAAAGGAGCUCUUUGCCUUAAAGCCUAUGAAUUGUCCAGGCCAUUGCCUUAUGUUUGACCAUCGGCCACGGUCCUGGCGGGAGCUGCCACUGCGAUAUGCGGAUUUUGGGGUUCUUCAUCGCAAUGAGCUGUCGGGAGCGCUGACUGGCUUGACUCGGGUGCGCAGGUUUCAGCAGGAUGAUGCCCACAUUUUCUGCACUAUGGAACAGAUUGAGUCAGAGAUUAAGGGUUGCCUGGACUUUCUGCGUGCUGUCUAUGAUGUUUUUGGAUUUACUCUCAAACUUGAGCUUUCCACUCGCCCAGAGAAAUUUCUUGGUGAUAUUGAAGUGUGGAACACUGCUGAGAAGCAACUAGAAAACAGCCUCAAUGCUUUUGGUGAGAAAUGGUCUUUGAACCCUGGCGAUGGUGCUUUCUAUGGGCCAAAGAUUGACAUAAAAAUCAAAGAUGCUAUUGGUAGAUAUCAUCAAUGUGCUACAAUUCAAUUGGAUUUUCAGUUGCCAAUCAGAUUUGACUUGACCUAUGUGAGUCCUGAUGGUGGUGAGCAGAAUAGGCCAGUUAUCAUUCAUCGUGCCAUCCUGGGUUCUGUGGAACGAAUGAUUGCUAUUUUGACUGAAAACUACGGGGGCAAAUGGCCCCUCUGGCUGUCUCCACGUCAAGUUAUGGUUGUACCUGUGGGACCUACAUGUGAAGAAUAUGCACAAAAGGUUCAGCGCCAAUUUCAUGAUGCUGGUUUAAUGAGUGACGUUGACCUCGACCAAGGAAGCACGCUGAACAAGAAGAUCCGAAAUGCACAACUUGCGCAAUAUAAUUUUAUUCUUGUGGUUGGUGAAAAAGAGAAGGGCAGUGAAAUGGUCAAUGUGCGUACUCGAGACAACAAGGUUCAUGGGGAGCGCACAAUAUCUGAAACUAUUGAGAGGCUUUUGCAGCACAAGCGGUCCAGAACCAAACAUGCUGAAGAGGAGUUCUGAAGAUUUUUCCUUUAAUUCAGCUUUGUGGAUCCAGACAGUUUUUAUUGGGGAGAUCAGAAAAACAAAUUCAGCUUUUAAAAUUCAAAUUAUGAAAUAAUCAAGACCAAUCAGUGUCCAAUAAUGUGGAUUAAAUGUUAAAUGCUUCCAAUUUCAAUUUGUGUAUAUGGAUGGCAGCUUGCAUAAAUAUUUGGAAAAUAGCAUCUUUAAACAUAUUAUGUGGCUUUUUCUUCUCUUUCUAAAGUUCACGUUAUGAAAUUUCUUGUGAUUCAGGACUAAGUGUAAACAAAAAUGUCCAAUAAAAUGAAUUUGUACCUGGAUCAAUUUUAUUAUAUUCCUGAUAGGAUGAGGAUAUUGUGAGUAGCUUUGCUCCUUCCAUGGAUGCUGCCAGAACCAGAACUGAAUUUGUUAGAGCAUCUUCUAUUACUUUGAGUUUCCAGCAUCUGUAGUUUGUGUCGGAUAUUACCUGGGAACACACACAAAAUACUGGAGACAUUCAGGCAGCAUCUAUAGUGAGGAAUGAAUAGUUGACAUUUUUGGUAGCCCAUUUGAAGGCCCACAGCUUUAGAGGAAACUAGAUGUGUUUCAGCUGAAGCUAGUUGAGAUGUUAAAAGGUCAUGAGACCAGUGGACCCCUCUUUGAUGACUUAAUUUCCAUUAUAAACACUGUUUAUUCUCUUGAUAGACAUAGACAUACUUUAUUGAUCCCGAGGGAAAUUGAGUUUCGUUACAGCUGCACCAACCAAUAAUAGAGCAUAAAUAUAGCAAUACAGAAACCACAAACAAUCAAACAACAAUAUGCAAACUAUGCCAGAUGGAAAUAAGUCCAAGACCAGCCUAUGGGCUCAGGGUGUCUGACCCUCCACGGGAGGAGCUGCAAAGUUCGAUGGCCACAGGCAGGAACAACCUCCCAUGACGCCCAGUGUUGUAUCUCGGUGGAAUAUGGCCAGAGUCCAACAGCAAAAAGUUCAAUAUCCAACCUCGUCUGUCCUCAGUUCUCUGUAUGUUUCCUAUUUAUUAUAAGCUUUAUCUCUUAACAUACAGAAUUUCCUUAUUCAUAACCCUUGGUUUUUAUCUUUCUGAAAAUACAUUGGCCUUGAUCUUUUGCUGUUUCUCAUUUGAAUGCUUUCCAAUGUGCAGACCUACUAGUAGACUUGCCUGCAGAUAGAUGCUUCCAGUCACUCUGUCAGGUGAUAUACAGUACUGUGCAAAAGUCUUGCGUAUAUGUUUAAAAAAAAAAUUCUGUAAAGCAAAGCUGCUUUCAAAAGUUAUGUUUGUAAAUAUCAGAAUAUUUACAAUAAAGAGCAAAUAAACAGUUUUUAAAAAUCAAUAUU
Molecule: messenger RNA, 3580 nt
Organism: Mobula hypostoma (lesser devil ray)
Lineage: Eukaryota; Metazoa; Chordata; Chondrichthyes; Myliobatiformes; Myliobatidae
Gene: tars1
Product: threonyl-tRNA synthetase 1
Exons: 19
Coding region: 91-2250 (719 amino acids)
Biological process (GO): threonyl-tRNA aminoacylation
Cellular component (GO): cytoplasm
Molecular function (GO): ATP binding; threonine-tRNA ligase activity
Source: RefSeq, a predicted model, not a curated record